ACGACCAUCUCCAUUACUUCUCCAUAACCUAUCAAGAAACAAAAACAAGAUAAGAUCUCUUCUGAUUCAACACUCCAAGAAAUUCAAGAAUCCAACUCGUUUAGAUUCUUUCUUAGCUCAAGAAUGAAACUGAUUGAGAAGACGAUGAACAAGAACAAGUUUAUGACUAUGGAGGAGGAGGAGAAGCAAGACGGUGGUGAGGGUUUCCAUACCAUCGAGGUAGCUAAAGUUGACCGGAACAACGUGUCUCCGCCGCCGCCGGCUACUGCUGCACCACUGCUAGAAGUUUCCGGCGACUUACUUAACCUGAUUCCACCGUUGAACUUUGCGAUGGUCGAUAAUGGUAUAUUCCGGUCUGGAUUCCCGGACUUAGCGAACUUCUCCUUCAUCAAGACUCUUGGCCUUCGCUCAAUCAUAUCUUUGUGUCCAGAGCCAUAUCCUGAGAACAACAUGCAGUUCCUCAAAUCCAAUGGAAUUAGUCUUUUUCAGUUUGGCAUUGAAGGCUCCAAGUCCAAGUGUCUCCCCGGGUUAGAGAACGAGGUUUGGUUGCAUAUUUGGAGUUCUAAGCAUCAGAAAGAGGGUUCCUAUACAAAUGGAAAUUCGAAAACUUCGGGGCCAUUAGUAGAUAUCCUAGAUCAUAAAAUCCGUGAAGCACUCAAAGUCCUUCUCGAUGAAAAGAACCAUCCACUUUUGAUUCAUUGCAAACGAGGCAAGCACAGAACCGGGUGUCUAGUUGGGUGCAUGAGGAAACUCCAGAAAUGGUGCAUAACAUCGAUAUUCGACGAGUACCAACGAUUUGCAGCGGCUAAAGCUAGAGUUUCGGAUCAAAGGUUCAUGGAGUCAUUCGAUGUAUCAGGCUUGAAGCACAUUCCAAUGUCUUUCUCUUGCUCCAAUAGGUAAAAUGAAAACGAGAUAAAGAAGAGGUUUGAUC
Arabidopsis arenosa is the source of this 931-nucleotide messenger RNA. NCBI's taxonomy places the organism in Eukaryota, Viridiplantae, Streptophyta, Magnoliopsida, Brassicales, Brassicaceae. The record is from the annotation of a GenBank genome assembly.